CCACCAACACCAUCACCAACAACACCAACACCCCCACCAACACUACCACCACCCCCACCACCACCCCUAUCCCCACCACCACCACCACCACCACCACCACCACCACCACCACCACCACCACCACCACCACCACCACCGCCACCGCCACCAGCACCAACACCACCAAUACCACCACCAACACCACCAACCCCAACACCACCACCACCGCCACCACCACAGAUUAAUUCAGAGAUGUGCAAC
Molecule: messenger RNA, 240 nt
Organism: Ylistrum balloti
Lineage: Eukaryota; Metazoa; Mollusca; Bivalvia; Pectinida; Pectinidae
Exons: 2
Source: RefSeq, a predicted model, not a curated record